Messenger RNA from Aaosphaeria arxii CBS 175.79, 933 nucleotides. RefSeq lists its product as uncharacterized. Lineage: Eukaryota; Fungi; Ascomycota; Dothideomycetes; Pleosporales. Bases 1 to 933 code for a protein of 310 amino acids. The transcript has 3 exons. The record is from RefSeq and is a predicted model, not a curated record.
AUGACCUCAUCACGAUCAGGGCUUCUUAAUGCUCCAACAGAGAUACUCCUGGAGAUCAUCGAGAAUCUACGGUUCGACAAAAAGUCUAUCGCAAAGUUGCGAUCAGUUCAUCCACGCAUUCGCAACGUAGUAGACGACUAUGAAGUCUCUAUUACAACAAAAUAUAUGAAGAGGCAGCUUCCGCAUGCCUUGGUGGACUUCCCUGGCGACAAACGCAAGAUCGGCUACCGCUGGCUUGCAGAAUGCGAUUAUAACUACGAUGUCGUGGACAGUGUCAUGGCUGUCCUGACGUGCGAGGAAAACUGCUGGGCAGUCCAGAGGCACAAUAUGCCACUGGCGAAUACAGGACUAUUAAUCCUGUAUCGACUACAAUCAAUAGAGAAACAUGCCGACAAGCUCGCAUUCAUAAAAAAUCUACCGCGGGAUCCCCUCAUUGCCAUGUUCGUGGCAAUUCACUACUCGACAUUGACCGCCCGGUACCAUGGCCACGGGAUCAUCAAUCAAAAAACGUACGGCCGCUUCCUCGAUGCCAACCAACUUGAGUUGCGAAACGACGUAGAGUUCUCUUUCGCAGAGGCCGCAAUGGAUCUGGGUGCUCAGUUCAUCGUCGACGCCCUUGAAAACGUCGACUCCUCCGAAACAGCAUUGAUGGUGUUCUACCACGAACACACAAUUCACGACUGGGAUCUGGACACAGUCGCACAAGGCGAAUUCAUGCCUCCAGUCACCCAAGGUCCCUUCAAGAAACCUGGAACAAGGCCUCGAUCGCUAUACACGACACUUCUUGAGCGCAUGGCCGAGUUAACAAAAUGUCCACUAUCUGAUGUCGUGGACAACACGUUGGAUGAAGUCGAGAAUCCCAAUCACGAUCUAGCAUGGAUCGAUCUUUACGACAAGGCGAGGCUGAUAGCUGGUCUUGAUCUCGAGGAGUGA